UCAGCCUGACAAGAAGAGCGUGCGCAAUAGUUUCGAUCCAUGCGCACGCCCUUGCCCCGCCUCCUUUUCAGACGGCUGCGUUUGCGCGUGUCGCGAGUUUCAAGUUUAUUCAUCCCAGAGACAGAGCGGGGGGGGCGGCUGAAAGCAGGAAGAUGCACUAGCUAAUUUGGUACUGUUUCAGGCCCUCAUCUUACUACACAGAAUAAUACACUGGACCAUUCUGGCUUUAGACCUGCGCACCUUGUGUUUGAAACUUCCCUUGACUCAGCUAAGCAUAAAGUUGGGAAGAUAAUGAAGAAAACGUUUGCCCCUCCGCUGGCAAAAUCCCAUGUCCUUUCUCUGAGGGAAGGCCCUGAGCAUCAUGCAAAAAAAGAGGACAUGAGGGAAAAAGAGGUGAUAAUCUACCCGCUGAGCCAAGGGACGGAUGACUCGACCGAAACAAAACUGAAAGCGGACAAUUCAGACACUGAUGUGAAGAGGUGGAAGAAAUCAAAGGUAAGAAAGGAAGAGGAAGAUGUACAAAAGAGAGCCAAAAGGAACUCAAGCAAAGCGUCAACUAAGGAGAUGUGUCACCUCACUGACUUGCAUUUUGAGGAAAUCGUCCAGCGAGCGCUGCAGAAGUCCUUGCAAGAGUGCAUGGAAGAGUCCAAGAGGACAUUUCACCAGGCAGAAGUUUCUGAGGUGGCCGAACAACAAGGUUUAAAGAAAGAAACUUUGGAAACAUCCCUACCUGCAGAGAAUUUGGUUCUGGGGAGUGAUGACCCAAAAGGAAGAGUCUUUGCUGUGGACCUAAAGGAGUCUAUGGCCAAACCAAAGAAAUGCAAUAAACUUCCUUUGAACAAGAAGAGAAAGGAAAUGUCAGAUGAGAGCACGGAAGCGAACAAAGAAAGGCGUAAGUGUCACCGGAAAGGAGAGCCAAAGAAAAUAGUUCAAGGCUACACCCUGAUCACUGACCAAGAGGAAACGGAGGAAGGAGGAGGAAGUGCUUUCAAUCAGUGUGUGGCAUGGGUCCAAUGUUCUUAUCCCAGCUGUGAGAAAUGGCGGCGUCUUAGUAGUGAUGUCGAUCCCUCAGUUCUUCCCGAAGACUGGACAUGCAGCCAAAACACCGACUUGCAGUACAAGAGCUGCGAUGCACCCGAGGAGAUGUGGUCGGGAUCUGAAAACGAUGUAGUGUAUGCUACCUAUGUGCCUGGGUCAAUCAUAUGGGCCAAACAGUUUGGCUACCCAUGGUGGCCUGGCAUGGUGGAAUGUGACCCUGACAUCGGGGAGUAUUUUCUGUUUUCAUCCCGGUUGGAUUCUCUUCCUUCCAAGUACCAUGUGACGUUUUUUGGUAACUCUGUCUCCCGCGCCUGGAUCUCUGCAACCAAGCUCAGAAACUUCCAUGAGUUGUCUACGUACAGCCUUGGUUUGAAGAAACUCAGGAACAAAGAUUACUGCCAGAAACUGGACAGUGCUGUGAAAAUGGCAAAGGAAGCUGAGCAAAUCAGCAUUCAGGAGAGAGUGAUGAGAUUUGGGUUCAUCAGUCGAUACAGUGAGGGAAGAUUGCAUGAGGACUUCGAAGGACUAUUCAACAUGGCCGUUAAGCCCAAAGAGCAGAAGCAGUCCCAUGAUGGAAGUGAGACUAUGGAUGCGAUGGUGCUACCAGCUUCACAUUUCAAGAAGAAAACCUUUCUGAAAGAAAACACAGGUCCAGUGUUUGGGAGUGAGCGCUUACAAAAGAAGAGCAAGGGACAAGAGCCAGUGUCCAAGGAAUGUACAGACAAAAAAGAGGCCCGAAUUGUGAAAGAAAGACAGGAGAGUGGGAGGAGUGAUACCAAAUGCCUUAAGAAAAAGUUCACUGUUCCAGGAAACAAAAGCCUAGGAUCCAACCAGCCCAAACCACCAGUGGGAGGAAGCAAAGUUAACCUUAUACCAUCUUGUCAAGAUGACUUGAAUCCGGAGGUUCUGGAAAUGUUGCAGGUGAAAGACAGUUCCACCAUGAACCACCCAAAGGCAUAUAGCAGUGGUGUGGUCUUUGAAGAACUCCAGAAAGCGGAAGAGCUAGAGAAGGCCAAGGAAGCACCUGACAUCCAGGAAACAGAGAAAAAUGAAUCCUCUGAAGAUUGUUCCCUGAUCUUAUUUGAAGAGUAGCCACUGAAAUAACAAACCUGCCAUGGGGCAGCAGAGUCAUACUAUCUCCCUGAAGGUGAUGGGAAUUAGAGAAAAAUUAGAAAGCAAAGUGCUCCAGAAAAGUGGCUGGUUUAUGGGAAAAUAAAUUCAAUCUAGUUUUAACUUGGUUUGUGUUUGAGGAAGAUGUGAGACUGUUGGGACAACAGCUGUGGAUUUUAACAUCUAGCUCUGCCUAUAAAGGUUUCCCUCUCCCUCCUCUGAAAUAUUAAUCUGUAAAGAUAGGGGGGAAUCCACAAUAUUUUUUUUAAAAAACUUAGGGUGCUGAAUCUUGUGUAAUUCUGCCAGCCUCACACAGCGUGUCAUUUCCUUGGAUCUCAUUUCCAGUGCAUGAUUUUUUUAAACAGUUUUUGAUCAUUCAAGGUAUUGGGUGAUAGAGCCAGCGUCAUUAAUGGAAUUACACUGAUUUACAUCUGGUACAGAUUGAGCCUGUGUAUAAAUUGCUGCCUUUAUUAUUAUGUCUUUACAAAUGGCUGAAUAUAAAGAGCAGCUACUGGCUCUUCAGAUCGGAAAGCAUUUGGCGUCCAAGUUCUGGAUCUAAAUUCCAGUAUAACUAUUCUAUAAUCUGUUAUGUUCUAACUCCCUUACAAACCUAGCCACAUGCUGCUGGUGAAAUUCCAUAAUUAUUAGUCCCAUGCAUAAAAAGUAGAUAUAUGAGAUACAAGAUAAUGAUACCUGAACUUCCUAGUUGCUACUGUUGUGUUUAACAAGUUACUGGAUUUGUAGUUUUAUGUUUAUCUGUUACACACUUGUAAAAAGACUGGCUUUUAUGCAUCCAGUAGGGGAAAAUUUGCCCUAUGGAGUGAACCAACCCUCUGAAGGCACAAGUGGGCAUAAAUAGACCUUUUCCAUGGGGAUUAAUUUCCCUCAGAAAGUUGAGUCCAAGUUAAGGGUUGACUAAGGAUGGCAGAACUAGGUCUUAAGAAGUUUAUGGCUGCAACACCCUCAAAGGUUAAACACUCAUUUACAUUCUGUAACGGUUACAUGUAAAUAAAAUCCUGCAGCUUCUAUUCAGUCCUGGUUGUAGAUAAGCUAAAGUAUGAUAAAAUUCCAAUUCUUGGUUCAUUACAGUG
Molecule: messenger RNA, 3239 nt
Organism: Pelodiscus sinensis (Chinese soft-shelled turtle)
Lineage: Eukaryota; Metazoa; Chordata; Testudines; Trionychidae
Gene: ZCWPW1
Product: zinc finger CW-type and PWWP domain containing 1
Cellular component (GO): nucleus
Molecular function (GO): zinc ion binding
Source: RefSeq, a predicted model, not a curated record